AUGGCGACCGAGCCUCACGGUCGAUACCUUUUCGCGGGCGACGUGGAAGGUCGCCUGCAUCUGCUCUUCAAACGAGCCGCUGCGGUGAACAAGUCCAACGGUCCUUUCGACUGUCUCUUCUGCGUCGGCGCUUUCUUCCCGCCCGCCGAUCCCGCUACCGCCGGUGGAGGCGGAGCUGGCGGCCAAUCGGAGCUGGAGGAUUAUAUUGCGGGGCGCGCCAAGGCGCCGCUUCCGACGUUCUUGAUUGGCGACAUUGGAGUCGGCGCGCAGCGACUGCUGGAGAUAGCUGAGCGGGGCGGAGGGGGGGCGGCGACGCGGAAAGAAGGGGAAGCAGGGGAGGAGAAAGGAAAAGAGGAAGGGAAGGAAGAACAGAAGGAGGAAGUAGAAGAGGGGGGGAAAGGGGAGGGGGAGGAGAAAGGGGAGGGAGAGGACAAAGGUGAGGGGGAGGAGAAAGGGAAAGGGGAAGAGGCACCGGAGGGGGAGGGGGAUGGAAGCAAAGCGGUCGGUGAAGCAGGGGAAGCGGAGGAGAGCAAGGGGGAGGUUGGGGCGGGCAGGCAAGGAGGGGGGUCAGGGGGAGGCGAGAAAGAGGAGGACGAGGAGGUGGGGGAGGGGGAGUGGAGGUCGCACAGGCGCGUGAAGAUAUGUGACAAUAUCGAAUGGCUGCGCGGAGCAGGCAUUGCUGACCUGUGCGGCCAAAUCAAGCCGUCCCCUCUCUGCCUGCCUGCUGGAUCCAAUCCGCCCUACCUGUCUUCCACCCCGCCCCUUCCCUCCCUGUUCCGCCCCACAGGCCUCAAGGUGGCCUAUCUGGGCGGCAGAUACGAUCCCGCCACGUACCUCUCGAAGCAGGGGGGCGGCACGGGGGCGGCGGAAGGGCGGCAGGAACGGGCGGCAGUGGAGGCGCUGGUGGAUGCGGGGGCGGAUGGGGCGGCAAUUGACAUGCUGCUCACCAACGAGUGGCCCAAGGGGGUCGCUGCUCUCACCCACCCCUCCCUGCUGCCCACGCCGCCGCCCGCCACGUCAGCGUCGGCGCCUGCCAGCGUGGACUGGGCGGGUGUGGGGUCGCCAGUUGCUGCCACGCUGGCCAAGGAGCUCAUGCCACGUUACCACGUGGCCGGUGGUGCGGGCUUCUUCUUUGCCCGCCCGCCCUACAUCAACUCCGCCACGUCAGCAGAAGACGCCUCCACAUCAGCAUCAGGCCCCGUGACGCGGUUCAUAGGUCUAGCCCCCGUGGGCAACAAGGCGAAGCAAAAGUUCCUCCACGCGCUCUCCCUGCGCUCCGCCUCCUCCCUCCCCCUCUCCGACCUCGCCGCCCAGCCCCCCGAUGCCACCCCCUCCCCCUUCCUCCCCCGCCCCUCUUCCGCCAAGAAUCAAAUCUGGACCGGCAGCCUCGCCGCCCCUGACGGUGCCGCCCGGGCUGCUGCCGCUGCCGCCCAGGCGAAGGCCGAAGAGACAGCUGCCAAGCGCACCUUCUGGGAAAGUUCCGACGGGGGAAAAGGAGGGGGGGAGGGGGCGGUAAAGCCUGCAUGGGCGCUAAAGGUGGAGGAGGAGGAGGCGCGGGGGGUGGGGGGAGCAGGGGAUGGGGAGCAGUACUGGCGGUACGCUGCAGGGAAGAAGAGAGUGAGGCGGGACGGGGGACCAGGGGGAGGAGGGGGGGGCAGGGAGGGCAGGGAGGGGCCUCAGAGGAUGGAUCACCACUGCCUCGCAACCUAUGCUUUGAGCACUUCAGCAAGGGCAGCUGCAGCAGAGGGACGGACUGUCGAUUCAGACACUCGCUGGCGGAUGGGGAGGUGGGGGGAGGAGGGGGGGGAGGGGCAGGGGGGAGGCGAUAACGCUGCUGCUGGCUCUGUUGCUGCUGCUGUUGCUACGGCUGCUGCCGUUGCUGCUGCUGCUGGCGUGGGUCCCAGCAGUGGUGGCCCAUCAGAGCUGCCCAAGGGAGUGUGCUUUGACUUUGUGCGCCGGGGCAGCUGCACUCGCGGGGACACCUGCCGCUUCGCCCACUCGCUGCCCUCCACCUCCCCCGGCCUGCUCGGCACUCCGCCUCCCCUCACCCCCGCCUCCCUCGCCGCACUGCUUGCCCCCCACGCAGGGCCCCCCCCAGGGGGAGCAACAGGAGGAGCAGCAGCAGGGGGAGUAGUGCCGCCCGCCCCAGCGCCAUGCUGGUUCUGUCUGGCGUCCCCUAAAGUGGAGACCCAUCUGGUGGUGUCGGUGGGCGAGCAUUGCUACGUGGCGUUACCCAAGGGCCCCCUCGUGCCGGGGCACGUGCUCAUCCUCCCUAUAGAGCACUUCCCUAGCGUCAUCUCGCUGCCAUCCGACGCGCUGGCGGAGAUGUGGCGGUACAUGGGCGCGCUGAGGCGGUGCUUUGAGGCGCAGGGGCAGACCGUGGUGGCGUUUGAACGGUUCCUGCAGCUCAGAGCGGCCACUCACGCGCAUGUGAACGUGAGUGGGAGCGUGUUGGACGACAUAAAGCAGAUCAGCUGCUCAUUGCACGUGAUGCCACCUCCUGGGAAAGGCGGGCAAGGUGCUCCUUGCCUGCUGUUGAUGUGGCUUCGCCCCUCCCCUGCCUCCAAUGCGCCCUCCAAUCCCUUCCUGCCCACCCCGGGUCACCUGGUAACCAGGUCACCUGCACCCCUUCUUCCUCACUGCUCACUCCUCUUCCCCCGCUGCCCACUGCUCACUCCUCUUCCCCCGCUGCCCACUGCUCACUCCUCUUCCCCCGCUGCCCACUGCUCACUCCUCUUCCCCCGCUGCCCACUGCUCACUCCUCUUCCCCCGCUGCCCACUGCUCACUCCUCUUCCCCCGCUGCCCACUGCUCACUCCUCUUCCCCCGCUGCCCACUGCUCACUCCUCUUCCCCCGCUGCCCACUGCUCACUCCUCUUCCCCCGCUGCCCACUGCUCACUCCUCUUCCCCCGCUGCCCACUGCUCACUCCUCUUCCCCCGCUGCCCACCGUACAUGCAUGGCAGGUGGUGCCCAUCCCCCAGGACAAGGCAGACCAGGUGCUGCCUGCCUUCACUGCCGCUGCUUCCUCCCACAACUUCCAGUUCGCCACCGUCCCAAAACCACCUGAGGGGCAGCACAUGGACGAGGUGAAGAAGCAGAGCCGAGGGGGCCAGUACCUCACAGUGGAGCUGCCCGAUGGGUCACUGCUGGUGCACGCCAUCGACCGCGGUGCCAAGCUGCCCAUGCAGCUGGGAAGGGAGGUGAGGAGGGGGUGGGGGGAGAGAGAGGUGGUGGCGGGGGUGGUGGGGUUGCCGGAGAGGGGCGACUGGCGGGCGUGCAAGGAGACGGCAGAGGAGGAGGCAGCCAUGGCUGAUGCCUUCAAGAAGCAGUUCCAGCCGUUUGACAUCAUGGGGUGA
Messenger RNA from Closterium sp. Naga37s-1, 3357 nucleotides. Lineage: Eukaryota; Viridiplantae; Streptophyta; Zygnematophyceae; Desmidiales; Closteriaceae. The record is from the annotation of a GenBank genome assembly.